AUGUUGUUUCUGUUUGCCCACACUCUUCUGGCUACUUCCGUGUAUGCUGUCAACAAUGGUCUCGCCAGAACGCCUCAGAUGGGGUGGAACAACUGGAAUUCUUUGGGUUGUGACGUCUCCCAAUCGUUGUUGCUCGAGACUUCCAAGAUGCUGCUGGAUAGUGGCCUGAAGGAUGUGGGCUAUCAAUAUGUCGUCCUUGAUGAUUGCUGGUCGGAUGGUCGCGACGCAGGGGGCUAUCUUCGACACGAUGCCAACAAAUUCCCCAAGGGCAUGAAAUGGGUUGCCGGUGAACUCCACGAUAUGGGUCUUCUGUUUGGCAUGUAUUCGAGUGCUGGAGAGAUGACCUGCGCCAGAUACGAGGGCUCGCUUGACAAGGAGGAGAAAGAUGCGGAGAUCUGGGCUUCGUGGGAUGUCGAUUACCUGAAAUACGACAACUGUUUUCAUCGCGGCCGAUUUGGCUACCCUGAAAUCUCCUUCAACCGUUACAACAAGAUGGCCAAAGCUCUCAAUGCCACCGGUCGACCAAUUUUGUAUUCACUGUGUUCCUGGGGCGAAGACUACGUGCACACCUGGGGCAUGUCCAUUGCCAACUCCUGGCGUGUUUCUGGCGACAUCUACGACCACUUCAAUCGUCCAGAUGCUCUAUGUGCGUGCGACGAUCCUCGAGAUCCGCACUGUGUCGCACCAGGCACCCAUUGCUCGGUCAUGAAUAUCAUCAACAAAGUUGCGCCCUAUGUCGAUCGUGGCCAGUUUGGCGGCUGGAACGAUUUGGAUAUGUUGGAGGUGGGACAGGGCGGGAUGACGGAUGAAGAAUAUAAAGUACACUUUUCGAUGUGGGCUGCUCUGAAAUCCCCGCUGCUGAUCGGCGCCGACAUUCGCAAAUUGUCGCCCAAAACCUUGACCAUUCUGAACAACCCGGCGGUCAUUGCGGUCAGUCAAGAUCCGCUCGGUAGAUCAGUCGCUCAAAUCUUCCGCGAUCAACAGGUCAAGAAGGACAAGUACGGACAAGGCGAGAUUCAGAUAUGGAGUGGCCCUCUUUGGCUGCACGACCAGGUCGUCAUCUUCCUCAAUGCCGCGGACGAGGAUCUCGAAAUGACUACGUCUCUCAAUGACAUCUUCCUGCACGAAGGGCCCGAGGGUUCAGCGCCGCAGACCAUGGAGGAAUUCGACGUUUACGACCUGUGGGCUGACCGCAUGGAAGACUCUACAGCCGAGCAAAUCCUCAAUGGGAAGGCUCAAUACAAAAGCUCUUGGUAUAACUCAACCAGAACAUCGUACCAGGAGGGUCUGGCUAAGGCUGAUCCGCGACUCUUGGGCAAGCGAGUGGGUAGCAUUGGACCAAAGCAUGACGUCCUGCGAGCUCAUGUACCACGACACGGUAUCCGCAUGUUCAGGCUGCGGAACUUGACCGGUGGCUCUCCAAGAUAUGCAAUGACCAAGAGCGAGCUCUGA
Molecule: messenger RNA, 1452 nt
Organism: Fonsecaea multimorphosa CBS 102226
Lineage: Eukaryota; Fungi; Ascomycota; Eurotiomycetes; Chaetothyriales; Herpotrichiellaceae
Exons: 2
Coding region: 1-1452 (483 amino acids)
Biological process (GO): carbohydrate metabolic process
Molecular function (GO): alpha-galactosidase activity
Source: RefSeq, a predicted model, not a curated record